Messenger RNA from Geodia barretti, 474 nucleotides. NCBI's taxonomy places the organism in Eukaryota, Metazoa, Porifera, Demospongiae, Tetractinellida, Geodiidae. The record is from the annotation of a GenBank genome assembly.
AUGGCAACCGAUUCCCACGACCACGCCCACGAUCACCAGCCGCCGCCCGACGAGGACGGCCCGCUCACCUACUACCAGACCAUGGAGAUCGCCGUGCGCGAGCUCCUGAUCGAGAAGGGCGUGUUCGGCGCCGACGACGUGCGCGCCGCGAUCGAGGCGAUGGAUGCCCGCAGCUCCGCGCGCGGCGCCGAAGUCGUGGCCCACGCCUGGACCGACCCGGCCUUCAAGGACGCGCUGCUGGCGGACGGCACGGAGGCCUGCGCGCAGCUCGGCAUCGACAUCGGGCCGACCCGGCUCAUCGCCGUCGAGAACACGGAGGCCGUGCACAACGUCAUCGUCUGCACGCUCUGCUCCUGCUAUCCGCGCAACCUCCUGGGUCUUCCGCCCGACUGGUACAAGGCGAAGGCCUAUCGCUCGCGGGUGGUGCGCGAGCCCCGCGCGGUCCUGCGCGAGUUCGGCACCGAGGUUUCCUGA